Molecule: messenger RNA, 2713 nt
Organism: Epinephelus moara (kelp grouper)
Lineage: Eukaryota; Metazoa; Chordata; Actinopteri; Perciformes; Serranidae
Product: deoxyribonuclease gamma-like
Exons: 10
Coding region: 1-783 (260 amino acids)
Biological process (GO): DNA catabolic process
Cellular component (GO): nucleus
Molecular function (GO): DNA nuclease activity
Source: RefSeq, a predicted model, not a curated record
AUGGAGAUCCUGUCUCGCUGUGAUAUCAGUCUCCUGCAGGAGGUGAUGGAUCCUGAUGGUAAAGCCAUCCAAAAGCUGCUGGCAUCUCUCAACAGGCCAACCGACAGGUAUGACGAGUUCAGCUACCAAGCAGUUUCCAGUAAGGCUCUGGGAAAGUCUCCCAACAACAUGCAGCAGUACGUUUUCAUCUACAGGAUGGAGACAGUGAAUGUGACAGAUAAGCAUCAGUACCAGAAGAAACAGUCGUUCGUCAGAGAGCCGUUCACCGUUCACUUCCAAAGCAGCAAAAUUGCAAUCAAGAACUUUAUUUUGGUUGCCCUGCACACUGAUCCCGGUCAGGCCGUCAAGGAGAUCGACCGGCUCUACGACGUCUUUGUUGAAGUCAGCAAGAAAUGGGAAAACCAGAAUGUGAUGUUCCUGGGAGAUUUCCACGCCGGCUGUGCCCACAUGGCGCGAGCUGACAAGAAAAAGAUCAGACUGUUCACCAACUCCAGUUUUUCCUGGCUGAUCGGAGACAAAGUGGACACCACCGUCACCGAGGACACCACCUGUGCUUAUGACAGGAUUGUGGUACAUGGGAAAUCCUUCCUGAGGGCCAUCACUCCGUUCUCUGCAAAAGUCUUCAACUAUGUCAAAGAAUUCAAACUCACCAAGACCAAGGCGCUGGAGUUAAGCGACAACUACCCACUGGAGGUGAGACUAAAGAACUCUGCCCUUCUCCUUCAGGCCACGCCCCUCCUGAUCCUCCUGAGUGUCUCUGUGAUCAUUCAGUCCUUCCUGUGAUCGUCUGCAUCAGUCUUGAGGUGUAACUGCUCUAAAAGCCUUUUGUCAUCCAGAGAGUCGUCGAUACUUUGAACCAUGUUAGAAGAAACUAGAUCCCUCACAGUAAUCAAAGUAACACAGAGUUUCUAAUAGAUGUUUGAGUUUACCUGGAUUAUUGUGUCAUGUGACUAAACUAAAGCUGACUGAGCCCAUAUCACAAAAUUUGGUUUCAGUCUGACACCAAGUAAUACAGGGCAAGAUACUGAUACCAAUACUUUCUUAUUAUUAAAAGCUACUUAUAUACUUUUAUAUAGGGGAGAGCAGCGUGUCAUGACUUAUGAGGUGAAUAAUCAGUCCGCUAAAGUAACAGCUAAUGGCGACCAAGAUUGACUAAGAUAUUAUUAACUAGGCUACUACCUGAAUAAUCCUCACCUCAGCCUCUUUGACGCGGUGCACUGUGCAUGCGCAGCGGUAUGUGGAGAAGCAAAGAGUACAUGCACUAAAUGUGUUUAGGCAACACGUUCUCAUCCCAAGUCGUCACAUGCCUGCCCCUCAUUGAAAUGACUGGAGGCUGAGUCACCGUACGGCCGUGUGACAGCAGCUUAAGGUACCAGAGUGCAUUAAAAAAAAGCAUCAAAAUAGAGCUUGUUUAUCAAAACAGUUGCCAGAGGAGGAUCCCCAGGGUCCUCUGACAGGCGUCUGGGCUCGGCCCAAAAUGUUCUCAAAUCCCAGAAACACCCCUGCGGACAUGUGCACGACCGCUGAUUGGCCCCUGACCUCCUGGCAAAACAAGCCAAGCAUCCCUGUACUAGAGUCUGCAAACACUGAAUUAAAUCAUGACUUUGGAGACCUAAACAUGACCAUCAUUUAUUAUCUCCACAUUAUAAAGGGCAUGCCAAAAUACAGUCACUUAAUGGGGUCAUUCAUUUGCUUUAGGGGCUUUAAAACACAACGACUUUAAUGUGUGCUUUAUCUAAUUUCAUCCACACAAUCAUCCCGGAGAUGUUGUUUGUCCUCACAUCACAAAUAAAUAAAAAAGGUAGCACUGAAACAGUAAACAAAUCAGCCAAUAAUGCUGCAAACAUAUGGACAUUAAUCAGUGGUUAUUGUAUUUCCCUGCUGGAGUGGUUUGUUUGUCCUGUGAAACACUGAUGAGUCACAGUAAAGCAGUGGACGGUGACAGAGUCUCAAACUCAACACACGACACGAAGACGUUUAAAUCAAAGAUGUUCAGAUUUAUACUCAAACUGCAGACUUUAUGUUUCACAGCAAAACCUCCUCCUGGUGCCGUUUAGAUGAUGCCAAAUACUGUCAUGAAAUUAUAAUGAUAACAAUAAAUUAAUUAGUGGUUAUUAAUCGUUUAUUAGUGACAACGGAGCAGUAAGUCUGGUCCACAUGGCUGCGUGGUUCUGGUUUCUGGCUUUCAGACAAUUGAUCAAGUUUUUAUCUAAAGUGCCGUUCAGCACACAUGAUAAUAAUAAUAAUAAUAAUAAUAAUAAUAAUAAUAAUAAUCAUGUAUACAGGAUGGUGGGGAGGCAGCAUCGUUGGCACACAGCAGUCCUGGAUCAGAGGACUUUAGGUUUUUAUACUCUCUUAAUGAAUGUAAAUACUGUAUAUGAAAUUUUAAUAACACGUCAUUGGAAUUUCUCAAUUAUGGGAUCAAUAAAGGUGUAUCUUAUCUUAUCUUAUCUUAUCUUAACUGUUUGGCUUUUUUAGGAGGUGAAUGGACUGUUAUUGUUUCAGAGGUCAUAUUUCCUCAUUUUUCCCGUCAUCUUGUCACCUGUUUUUUCUCUUGCCACCUCAGGUCUGUUUGACUUGUACAGAAACUGAUGUAAAUAUUUGAAAUACGUCAGGAACUUCUGAAACAUUUAUUGGUUAUGUGUUUUUAUGUGUUUUUAAUGUUCAGUAAAGUUUUUUAUGUUGAAAUUAAAAUGCUGAGGAUGUCAUUAUA